This is a messenger RNA of Jatropha curcas, 2280 nucleotides long. It is a transcript of the gene HCF101, whose product is annotated as ATP binding protein. The record is from RefSeq and is a predicted model, not a curated record. Gene Ontology annotation, molecular function: 4 iron, 4 sulfur cluster binding; ATP binding; ATP-dependent FeS chaperone activity. Gene Ontology annotation, cellular component: chloroplast stroma. Lineage: Eukaryota; Viridiplantae; Streptophyta; Magnoliopsida; Malpighiales; Euphorbiaceae. Gene Ontology annotation, biological process: iron-sulfur cluster assembly.
ACUGUGAUGGUUAUUGGGUUGUCGGAGAGUGUAAGCGGUUCGAGAACGGGAAGAUAGGUCUGCCGUCUAUGUCGGACGGCUUAUUAUAAAAACUACUCCAUUGGCUGUCGUCUAUUCUACCCAGUUAAACGACGAUAUGUUUUUCAAAAUUCUGCGAUCCGCUCGACUCUGGAGAUGUCGUCUGUACGUAAGGGGAAAAACCAAAAAUACUAAAAAAUGCGAGAGCUUCGAUCGAACUUUCUUAGCCGCGAAACUGCUCCACAUUUUUGCCAAGUCAGCAACUACCAGAGCCAGUCGUACUCAAAACGCUACCGUUUCCACUGAAACAUCGAUUUUUGAAUUAUUUUUCAAUUUUUAUCACAUAUCACUUGACACCAAAAUAUGAGGCUCUCAGUCAUAGCUCCAACCUCUCUUCUCUCUCUCUCACUCAAACAUGCAACUUAUCUAUGCACCUUCUUCUCUAUAUUUCUGCUCGCAAACCGUAAAUUCUCAAUCAAAAGAAGGACUACUUUUACCAGGCAAAUGUCUUCAAGUAUCACCUUUCGGUUACUCCGUACAACCUCUAAAACUCGAAAAGCCUCUCUGUUUAUCACAUAAACGGUCUGUUCUUAGCUCCCUCAAAACCAGAGCUUCCUCUGUUCAAGAUGCUUCUGAAAUAUCAACUGGAUCAGCUGAGAGCGAUGUAUUGAAAGCUUUGUCUCAGAUUAUUGAUCCAGAUUUUGGAACAGAUAUUGUCUCAUGUGGUUUUGUUAAAGAUUUAUAUAUUGUUGAAGAUCAAGGAGAGGUUUCGUUUCGGUUGGAGCUUACAACACCAGCAUGUCCAGUCAAGGACAUGUUUGAGCAGAGAGCCAAUGAAGUGGUGGCUAUGCUUCCUUGGGUCAAGAAUGUGAAAGUAACAAUGUCAGCACAACCAGCUAGACCUGUUUUUGCAGGGCAACUUCCUGCUGGGUUGCAGACGAUUUCAAAUAUUGUGGCAGUUUCAAGUUGCAAGGGAGGUGUGGGGAAAUCUACAGUAGCGGUAAAUCUUGCUUAUACUUUGGCUGAUAUGGGUGCUAGAGUAGGCAUUUUUGAUGCAGAUGUAUACGGUCCAAGUUUACCAACGAUGGUCUCCCCUGAAAACCGUUUGCUAGAAAUGAAUCCGGAGAAGAGAACAAUUAUUCCAACUGAAUACUUGGGAGUCAAGUUGGUAUCUUUUGGAUUCGCUGGACAAGGUCGUGCAAUAAUGCGAGGUCCAAUGGUUUCUGGGGUUAUCAACCAACUUCUGACUACUACUGAGUGGGGAGAGCUUGAUUACCUUGUUAUUGACAUGCCACCUGGAACUGGAGAUAUACAGCUCACUUUAUGCCAGGUAGUCCCAUUAACUGCUGCUGUUAUUGUGACCACCCCGCAAAAGCUAGCAUUUAUCGAUGUUGCCAAAGGAGUCCGCAUGUUUUCCAAGCUUAAGGUUCCUUGUGUUGCGGUCGUUGAGAAUAUGUGUCACUUUGAUGCUGAUGGGAAACGCUAUUACCCAUUUGGUAGAGGUUCAGGUUCUCAGGUUGUCCAGCAGUUUGGAAUUCCUCAUCUGUUUGAUCUUCCGAUUAGGCCAAAUCUAUCUGCUUCUGGGGAUAGCGGAAUGCCUGAAGUGGUGGCUGAUCCUCAAGGUGAAGUUUCCAAGAUAUUUCAGGACCUUGGAAUUUGUGUUGUGCAACAAUGUGCCAAGAUUCGUCAGCAAGUGUCAACGGCUGUCAUGUAUGAUAAAUCAAUUAAGGCAAUAAAGGUCAAGGUGCCAGAUUCAGAUGAAGAGUUCCUUUUGCAUCCAGCAACUGUUAGACGGAAUGAUCGCUCCGCCCAAAGUGUGGAUGAAUGGACUGGGGAGCAAAAGCUGCAGUACACUGAUGUUCCAGAAGAUAUUGAACCUGAAGAAAUUCAGCCAAUGGGAAAUUAUGCCGUGCAAAUAACAUGGCCAGAUGGCUUUAACCAGAUUGCUCCUUAUGAUCAAUUACAAACAAUAGAACGAUUAGUCGGUGUUCCUGAACCAACUCCUAUGAGGGCAUAAAUUUAUCAAGUGAAAAUAGGGAUACUACAAAAUGAAGGAUCUUUCUUAAUAGAGUGACCUCAAUCAGAAGAAGUAGAUUGAAGCUUUGUGUAAGAUCCUCAAGUGUGCUAUUUGGCCAUUUUGUCAUCUCUUUCGUUUUGAGCCUGGGGCAACAUAUGUAUAGCAGAAAACUAUAAUAGUGAAAAUUCUAAUAGAUGCAUGCCAAUUUUGUUUCAUUUUUCAGAUCUUCUAUCAUUUUAUUUUCA